ACAACCCGGAAGUUACAGUUUACGAGCUGGUUUGUGUUUUCAAAUUUUAUUUAGCAUCAAACGUGUCUCUGAAAAGGCGUUUUCAUGUAGUUGCGGUGCAGACAUGCCCCGUUACUGCGCUGUGAAAGUCUGCAGAAACCGCGGGGGGAGUUCAUCCAGACAAGACAACAAGAGGAUAAGCUUCUACCCGUUUCCGUUGCAGGAUCGGUCCAGGCUGCAGAGAUGGGUGGACAACAUGCAGCGGGAGGAGUGGACUCCGAGCCGACACCAGUAUCUGUGCAGCGAACACUUCACAGAGGACUGCUUCGAUAUCCGAUGGGGCAUCCGCUACCUGAAGAACACGGCCGUCCCCACCGUCUUCCCCUCCGCUCAGGACGAUGAAGAGAAGAAAGUUUCCAGCAUGAAGAGAAGCCCAAAGGCCAGAGCCGGGACCUCAGACACUGACACUGACUCUCCUCUCAGCACGAGGCCGCUCAUUCUGAGCAGAACGUGCAAAAAGGUUGAGUCGAGCAGAGCAAACAGGACCGAUGACCAACACACAGAGCUGAUAUUUGAAGCACCUCUGGCCUCAGACACUGUCUUCUCCUGUCAGUCAGACCUAUCAGAGACACAGACUCCUGCUGCUGAGACUCCAGGGGACAGCGGGGGGCCACCAGCCUCCUGCCUCACACUCUCCCCGUGUGAUGAAGCCCCUUCUGAGGACUCCGUGGUGACCCUGCUGUGCUGUGAGUCACUGGGACCUUUCUCUGACGGAGAGGAUCGCGUGGAUGCAGCGCUCGGCCAGGCGUUCGGCUUCGUCUCCGUGGAAAUGGUCAAAGACGAACCCACGGCCUGCUUCUUAGAGGAGAGACCCGGAGAGGGAGAACACACUUCUGUUUACGAGCAUUCUUACUGCAGACCGGACACGGACAGAGACCAGCUGUGGAGGAAGAUCUUGAGUUUGCAUGCAAAGAUCUUGGAGCUGGAUCGAAGGGAGGAGAGCACCGUGGCAAAGAUCCGAGCUCUGGAGUCUGAGGUGGCCCUCCUGAAGAGAGACGGGGCGGUUUUUAAAGAGAAGCAGAAAGUUUUAGAAGGUUAUAUUUCAUCCAUGGUGCUCUAACUUUGCAAAUGUAUGAACUCUGGAAUGAGAUUAUUCAAAUCAAAUCAAACUUUAUUUAUAUAGCGCUUUUCACACAUAAAAAUGCAACACAAAGUGCUUUACAAAAAAUAAGAAUAAAAACAGACAAUAAA
This is a messenger RNA of Centropristis striata (black sea bass), 1230 nucleotides long. RefSeq names its product THAP domain-containing protein 5-like. The transcript has 3 exons. Bases 104 to 1099 code for a protein of 331 amino acids. Gene Ontology annotation, cellular component: nucleus. NCBI's taxonomy places the organism in Eukaryota, Metazoa, Chordata, Actinopteri, Perciformes, Serranidae. The record is from RefSeq and is a predicted model, not a curated record.